Stylophora pistillata is the source of this 2602-nucleotide messenger RNA. RefSeq names its product transmembrane protein 39A. Gene Ontology annotation, cellular component: membrane. Lineage: Eukaryota; Metazoa; Cnidaria; Anthozoa; Scleractinia; Pocilloporidae. The record is from RefSeq and is a predicted model, not a curated record.
UUAAAACGAUCGCUGCCUGAAAGACAACUUCAAAUAACUUCAAACUUUUUCAUCUGAACACCUUGAAUGGCAUUUUCAGGGAAUUUUCCAAGAAUUUACGCGAGACUGCGUUGAUGCAGACAGCGGGCAUCCCCAAAAGAGUUGGAGCAGACGGCUGACUUUGUGGUAAGUGGAAUAAAGAAACAUUAUAAGGAGUGAGAUCGUUAAUGUAGAUGUUUGGAACGCUGCUUUGGCCGUUCAUCCUCUAUCUGGUAGCCAGCUCUUCCAUUCUGGAUCAUAUUUUCCUGUGGCUGUGUCGUUUGAUGCCGGGAGGGAGAAAAUUUGUCACCGUCAAGGCGAGUUGCCCGUCGAGCAUACGAAGUCUUCAGAGCGCUGUACGAGGUUAUCGAAACGGAUCGCCCCCAUCUUCCAGUGGAAUACAUUCGAUCUCUUCAUUGUUAACGAUCCCUCCACUCUACCACUAUCCUCAUCCUAACUUGCCUGUGUUUACCUCAAUGGGUUUCGAGGUUUUAUUUUUUUGCUAUCUUGUCAGCGCGCUUAUACUUCAACAUGUCAACAUCUACAAAACGAACAUUCACAUGGUUGACAUCCACCUUAUGUGGUUCAUUGCCAUUUUCCUGAGUCGCAGAGUGGCAUGGAAUGUACUUGGACAGACACUAGCCUCAGAAGUUCUAUACACUGUCAAAUAUUUUGCUAAUGUCUUCCUGAAGGGCGUGGCACUUCUAUCGCUUGGAUCAGGCUUUGUAUGGUUGUCAUGGAGAAUUAUUCAGCAAAACAGUAUUCAGAAUUGCCUUUUUCUUUGUUACCCGUCAAUAAUGUACAUAUUUACCUUUGGCUUCACCCUGGAACCCCAGGGAAGUAAAGUAAUGCUUAAAAUAAGCCCACACCAAGAGCUAGGCCCUUUAUCACAGCUACAGCUACUACAGAGCAGCCUGCUGGAUGCAAAAAGUGUAAUGGUGAACGGAAAUUCUAAACAGGAACUACCAGCUCCUCAACCGUGUUCACUGCCACCGGAUGCAGUGCGAUAUGAGACAGAAUGCCUGAGAACCGAUUUUAAUCUUCGAAUCAAACAGGUUCUCUUUCAGUCACUCGUGUGCGCUUAUUAUGUUGGAUUUAUUCCCAUGAAGUUCUCAGAGCAACAUUAUGUGUAUUACGACAUGUGGUGGGCCUGUCAACACACGCUUUUCGUUUGGCUGAGCUCUCUUCUAAUGUUAAUGAUGUUCACGUUACCGCUGAACUAUUGCGACGCCUUACAUAAGUGUGCACUGCAUCUUGGGGGAUGGGAGAGAUAUCCCUGCGGUCACCGCGAUACUCCACAUGUAUGGUCAGCAUUAACAGUAUGGCCUCAGGGGGUCCUGGUACGGCAUGGUAAACUCUUAUACAGAGCACUUGGUAUUCAGAAUGUUGCAAUCCCAGGGGACGCGCAUCAUGGGAGAUUUUUCUUCAUGUUCGAAUCUCCUUUGCGACUCAUCAACUGGAUGGCAGCAGUUCUGUUGUUACUCGUCUUAUACCAGCUGUUUAUGAUAACAAGGUCCCACUCUUGGCACCAACUUCUUUCAGUCACAGGCCUCCUGACGUUUAAUUACCUGAUUCUCUACAGGCUCUUCCGGGAUCGCUGGGCACUUCAGGCGGUGGUGCGAGAGAGGACGGGAACUUAAGCCCCUAACUAUAGACCCACUCUUUUGUUCAGUAUAAAGUGCGAGAAUGCGAGUAGUUACAACUUGUUAGACAAAGUGCAGGGGAACAUGAAGAUUUUAUACCACCAGUCGUAUAAACUUCUAUAGUUGUGAGCAAUUCAAGUUUAAUCAGUUAUUUUCCAUCGAUAUGGGUUAUUUUGACUCGGCAAUUCACCUCUAGAACUCGGUCUCUUCUUCUACUUAAAAGGGUCGCCAUUUUGGUGUAGGUCCUUCUCUUAAGGAAAACGAAGUAUCUUGGCACUGGAUAUGUGGGGACGAGUGAGGAGUCGGGCUAGCGACGGUAAGGAAUCAGCGGGACUAAGGAGAAUGACCCCCUCGUCACUUAUUCCCAGGACCCCGCCGUUUUUAGCUCGGCCGGCUUCAAGCGGCUCAGAAUGAAGUGAGUGAGACACUUUGCAAUAUACACUUAAAGACUUUUUUUCGCUAAUAGUAUUGGUUAUGAAGUCGAACCAAACGCGGGACAGGACUCUUUAUAGUUUGCAGUAGUUCCUUACACGUAAUCUUUAGAUACCGAUUCCAAAGUUAUUUAUUAUAAUUUAUUUUCCGCAAUCAAGUAGGAGUAACAAAGGUUUUUGUAAGAAAAUAAUGCCUAUCAUUCCAAAAGGCGUUGCUUAUCUUGAGAACCUGGUUCUUUAACAACCCUCCGUGAAAAAUAGCUUUACAAAAAGAUGGUAGAGGAAGUUGCAAAAGAUCCUAGUUUUGUGAACUUUGGUACUCGCGAUAGACAAUAGACGCAGAGUCGUUUUUGAAAUCGCACUCGCCAUGCCAGCGACCUGCUUGCCAAAUGUUUUGUAACUGAUCGCAUUUCCGCACUUUAUUUCGUCGAAGUAAAUGUAGGACAAGGUCUAUUUUAAUCAGUGACUGGUAAUUUAUAGAAUAAAAAUGCUUUAAAGGUGCUUGAGGUA